CUUUAAUGAAAAAAAAAAUAGUCUGCAGCGAUUGAUUGUAAUUAAUUGCAAUAUUUUUAUACAAAACAAUUAGUGUUUUUGAAUGUUUAUUGAUAAGUAAAAUAAAAAGUUUCUAUUUUUAAUCGUGUGUUAAAAUUAAGUGAAUCUUUUUUUUUCCUUUUUUUUAUAAUCAUUUGUCAUAUAUACGGUUAUUUAUUGUUUUUGUUCGUUCGAUUUCAUGUUACAAAUUGUAUAACAAGUCAUAACACGAUUUAUUAUCAGUUUUAAAAUUAAAAAAAAAAUAAAUAAAAUAAAGAAAAAUGGGCAAAAUGCGAAGAUCAUUGAGACUUACGAUGAAAAAUACAAAUUAUAAAAGUCCAUUGAAACGUUUGCAACAUGCAAAAGUAGGAAAACGACAAAUAGAAGAAGAUUCGUCUAGGUUAAGGCCAGCGAAAAAAUUGAAAUUAGUUGGACCAACAACGAAACGACAUAUAUUAAAUGUACCGAGUUUAGUAUCGAGAAGAAGUAGUGUUAUUAUUAUUAAUGAUGAAAAUGACAUUGGGCCAAAAACACCGGGAAAAAAAGGUUCAAUUCAAAAUGAAGCUGACGAUUCGGUUAUUAUUCUCGACGAUUGGCAUGAAGCAUCAGGAGAAAAUUCCACUCAAUCGAAAGUAAAUACAAAUCAAACGGAGGACAUAACGGUUGUUUGGUCAUCGGUUUCUGAUACAUUAAAAAAAAAUAAUGACUUUAUUCCACUUGAAGUUGAAAAAAAAUCUCAUUUAAAUGAAACAAAUUUACAAAUGUUAAAAGGUGAAUAUCCACAAAAAUGGUUAGGCGAUUGGUUAGCUGAGAGAAAAAUAGCGAGAAAUAAAAAUGCAAGAGAAAUUGCAAAAAGAAUACGUGAAAAAAAAAGAAAUACACAAAAAGCAGAAAAAAUUUUUAAUGAAAAAUUAGUGAAAACAAAGGAAAAAUUACCAUCAAUUGAAUAUGUUGAAAAUUCGGAAAUAAUGCAAGUAUUAAAAAUACCAAAUUUAAAGGAUAGAAAUGUGGAAAUUGUUCAAACAACAACGACAGCAGCAGCAGCGACAGCGACGACAACAACAACAACAACAAAAAUGACAACAGCAGCAACAAGAAUGGAAAAUGUGGAAAUUGAAAAGACGAGAACAAAUGGAAAAUUGAGGGAAAUUAUUAUCGAUGGACCAAACGUUGCAAAAGCGUACACGAGGGGAAAAUUUUUUUCCGAGACAGGCUUAAAAAUUGUUAUCGAUUUUUUUGUAAAUAAAGGUCACAAGGUAGUUGCAUUUAUUCCUCAACAUGUACGAAGUCGUAAUCGUAAUUUAUUGGAGGAUCUUAAUCGUCAGGGUUACGUUGUUUUUACGCCAAGUCGAAAAGCAGGUUCAAAAGUAAUUACACCCUACGAUGACAGGUAUAUAUUGGAAUACGCCACAAAAUGUAAUGGAAUAAUAAUAUCGAACGAUCAAUUUAAAGAUUUAUAUCAAGAGAAACCCGAAUGGCGUGAAACGAUUGAAAAUCAAAUUCUCCCACCGACAUUUGUUGGUGAUCAUUUAAUGUUUCCUGACGAUCCACUUGGUAGAAAUGGUCCAAAACUUGACACAUUUCUCAGACAUUCAAUCUAAAGAAAAAAAAACAAAGAAAAAAGAUUUCAAAAUUCUUUUUUUUCCUCAAAAAAACAAAUGAUUUUUUUUUUAUUUGAAAAAAAAAACGAAAAACAAAAAAAAUUUAAUAUAUUCCAUGUGAUAUUCUAAUCAUAUAAAUAUAUAUAUAUAUAUAUAUAAUUUAUUUAUAUAUAAUUUCACAAGGUAAAAAAAAAACAAAAAUUCAUCUCAUUUACGAAAAUUGAAUUUUUUUCUUAGACUAUUUUUUUGAAAAAUUCGGAUAAAGGAAAAAUUCUUCGAAAAGAAAAAACAUAUUUGUUCUAAAUAAUAAAUAUAUAUAUAUAUUUUUUUUUUUUGUAUAUAGAAAAAGUACAAAAAUGGAGAUAAGACGUAAGAAAUAAAUAAUUUUUAAGUUUUG
Molecule: messenger RNA, 2016 nt
Organism: Leptopilina boulardi
Lineage: Eukaryota; Metazoa; Arthropoda; Insecta; Hymenoptera; Figitidae
Product: probable ribonuclease ZC3H12C
Exons: 5
Coding region: 300-1619 (439 amino acids)
Cellular component (GO): cytoplasmic ribonucleoprotein granule; nucleus
Molecular function (GO): RNA endonuclease activity; mRNA binding
Source: RefSeq, a predicted model, not a curated record